UUCAUCUGAGCGCACCAUAAGGCUUUACAAUGCGAUUUAUCCCAGUCAUCCCGUUCCUUCUACUCACAGUAUUAUCGCUAUGUGAGGCGCGAGCCAAUACUCGAAGUAGGACCGAUCCGCUUCCAGUAGCACGUCCUGUACCAGGAAACUCACUUGGUGAAGAAUUGAGGGGUCUGGCACCAUCCUUUUCCGAUUUGAUAGGAAAGUUCGUUCCAGGAGCUGAAGAAAUUUUCUCCAUGUCGAUAAAUGUCCUAGCCGGAACACCAGCUAGGGUGGUAUCAUAUUAUGUCAACGAAGUUUGUGGGAUUGCUUCGCAUUGGAAAAUUCCGAAACCAAAUAACACUCCUCGGGAAGCUGAUCUACACUGGGAAUUAUAUUCAGAAAACAGCAUGGUUUCAGCCCCACUGAGAGAUCCAUUGCCUUUCAUUGAAAGUAAUGAUUUCAAUCCGGAUUUGAACAUAACAAUUUUAGUAACAGGAUGGGAGUCAUUAGUAAGUGAUAAGCUUGGGGAAGAUGUUAUCGAUUCUAUGCGAAAAGCUUACAGGCAGCGGGCAACUGAAAAUUUUAUUGUUUUCGAUGCUGGUCGCUUCGUAAACUCCUUAUAUAGCUGGGCUACUUUGGAUGUUCUGUGGAUAGGCGAAGUUCUUGGGAAUUCACUCAUACGCUUGAGUAAAAAGGUGAAUAACCCUCGAAUUCAUCUGAUUGGACACAGUGUGGGUUCCACGAUUGUUGGUGUAGCAGGAAGGCGCUACCACGGUUCAACCGGAGAAUAUAUUUCUCGAAUUACUGGCCUGGACCCAGCUAUGCCUUGCUUGGACCCCAGUAUUAGUCUUAAAAAAGGAGAUGCCGCUUUCGUUGAUGUUAUUCAUACCAAUAGCGGAGUACUGGGCAAACGUGAACCAAUAGGUGAUGCUGAUUUCUACCCGAACGGACCAGUUGCUUUGCCACCGGGUUGCUUGGAUGUCGUGUGUGCCCACUUCAGAGCAGUUAGUUAUUAUGUAGAAUCAGUUCAACCAGGAUCGGAAGAUAAUUUCCCGGCUGUAAGAUGUGGAUCAAUUGAUGACUAUAAUACGAGGAAGUGUAGUGGAAAGCGUAUUCCUAUGGGUUAUUCAACACCAGCGUAUGCAAGAGGUACUUAUUACUUGGAAACUAACUCGAAGUCACCAUAUGGACAAAAUAGUGUUUAAUUUGAAGUUGAAACGAAUGCAAUCGAUUUGUAAAGAAACUCGACAAUAAUAAACAUAUUUUUGUGUUUUU
Hermetia illucens (black soldier fly) is the source of this 1257-nucleotide messenger RNA. Its product is annotated as vitellogenin-3-like. The transcript is spliced from 3 exons. The record is from RefSeq and is a predicted model, not a curated record. NCBI's taxonomy places the organism in Eukaryota, Metazoa, Arthropoda, Insecta, Diptera, Stratiomyidae. Gene Ontology annotation, molecular function: lipase activity. Bases 30 to 1187 code for a protein of 385 amino acids.